UACAUACCCAGACCUAUUGUCGUAUGUUAGUGCGUUGUAUUUACAUUUGUCAAUUUUUGUAAUUAUUAAUUUGUACAUUAUUGUGGGUUGUAUUUAACAGACAGAAUAUUUUAAUAAGAGGCGUAUUAUAACAUCCAGAAGAAGAAGAAGACCAAUCAAUGGACGACAUGUCAGAAAUAAAGAAAGAGAUUCAACGUGUUCAAGGAGAUCUGAAGGCAUUAUACGAAAAAAAACAACAGUUAGAGCAAGAAAAUGAAAUCGACCGUAUUCCAAGUGAUGGCGAUCAAAACAGAUCGCUUAUGGGACUAUUUGAUCCGCCUCGUAAAUGUAUAAAACCGGACCAAAUCGAGACGAUAUUAUUUGUAAAAAUGAGACAGGAAUUGGACGAAACGAACACGUACUACAAACUACCCGUUAUUCAUGUACUUCGCCGUCAGCUAAACUCGUUGGUCAGUGGCGUUUACGACAAAGAACAGAAAAUCGAAGAUUUUCUAUAUUGGUACGUGGUCGAUAAUUCUGUAAAGGAUUUCAAUUUAUUUAAGAACUAUUUACUCAACCUGUACGGCAACCGUUUAAGUGUAACGUAUACCGAUAUUGUUUUGAACUUCGAACCAUCUAACACCGGGAAUACAGUGAUAUACGAUGUAGUGUGCACUGCAAUUGAAAAAUUUUUCGACAGACCGCAUAUUAUCAGGGCCGACGUGAAAGUGCUCCACAAAUUAUUUACACCUGGCUAUGAUGAGUCGAUCGUUAUCGAUGCGCCCACGUCUGAUACUCUGAGGGAUGUGUAUCGUUAUGUCAAAGAGUCGUACGAUACACGGAACCGUCCGACCCGCCACGCCAACGAAUAAAUUUAAAAUUGAAGUAAUAACACACUUGUUAAUCAAUAAAAUCUAUAUAAAUGCUACUUAUAUUGUUUGUAGGUUAUCUAAUACAUAGGUAAAAAAAUUAAAGUUAAAGUGACCAUAAUUUAGUCGUAUUUUCUAUGGCCAUAAAACUAAUACUUAUUAAAACUAAACAAUAUUAAAUACCUAUUUAUUUUAUUAAUAGUUAAAAUCAUUAUGCACAUAAUCAUAUUAACUAUAUGUUUUAAGCUAAAACACAUUUAUGGUUUUCAGGUAAAAAAUUAUAGUUGCUCUGACAAAAUAAUACGAAUAACACAUAAUAUUCCUUUGUUCAUCUUUAUACCGAAUACUGAUCAGUUACUUAAGCGCGAGGGGCAGCUUGGUAGGUUGUUUUCAUUUGAUUCCAUACAAGGGUAAUUGAAAUUCUCGUAAAUAUUUCAACUAAUUCAAUUAAACUAUAAUAUAGUUAUUAAAUACAGGGCCUAUUAUAUUAGCAAGCUAGCUAACUAUAUUAUUUAAAAUAGAAACAAUAUAGGUAAGUAUAGGACACUAUAGGUACAUUUUAAUAUUAUAUUAUAUACUUGAUAUUUUAUUUUUGUUUCAUC
Cinara cedri is the source of this 1450-nucleotide messenger RNA. Lineage: Eukaryota; Metazoa; Arthropoda; Insecta; Hemiptera; Aphididae. The record is from the annotation of a GenBank genome assembly.